Messenger RNA from Myripristis murdjan (pinecone soldierfish), 2774 nucleotides. Its product is annotated as serine/threonine-protein kinase PLK4-like. Gene Ontology annotation, molecular function: protein kinase activity; ATP binding; lipid binding. NCBI's taxonomy places the organism in Eukaryota, Metazoa, Chordata, Actinopteri, Holocentriformes, Holocentridae. Gene Ontology annotation, cellular component: extracellular region. Gene Ontology annotation, biological process: protein phosphorylation; lipid transport; lipoprotein metabolic process. The record is from RefSeq and is a predicted model, not a curated record.
GAGCAAGAAUUUACUUUCGUUUUCAGCGCAGCGGAUCAUUCAGUCUCAACAGGCUUGGACUUUGCUGUCUAAGACUGUUUGUCAUCUCCUCUCUUCUACUGCGUUUUUCUUAGUAGUGGCUAUAUCGGGUCAAGGUAGCAGUAACUGCCAAUAAGUAAAAGUAGAAGUUUUUGGACUAAAGGACUAAAGGAAAGGUGCUCAAGACAACAAACUAACCGACACUGCAAACGAAAAUGGGAAGUGAACAGAGCAUCCUCGAGAAGAAGGGCUACAAAAUUGAAAGAGAAACAGAGCAUGGCGUUGUAGUCACAAAGACUGAUGACACAUUUCUGAUCAGAGAGAUCAGUUUGGCACAGGUGGCUGCGGAAACUAAGGCAGAUUUACUGAACGAGAUAGAAAUCCUCAAGACAACAAACCAUCCACAUAUUGUGAGCAGUGAGAAUUCUUUUGAAGAUGGACCCACUUACUACAUAGUGAUGGACUACUGUCAAGGAGGGAGCCUUGCUGAAAAGAUCAAAGAGCAGAGGGAACCGUCUGAGGAGCAACAGAUAUUGAACUGGGUUGUUCAGAUCUGUGUGGCCUUGAAGUACAUUCAUGAUAAACAGCUGCUUCACAAGGACUUGAAGCCAGAGUCGGUCUUCCUCACAGAAUUUGGAACAGUGUGCCUGGGUAGAUUUGGGAGAGUUGGUGAAAAUUCAACCUCUCCAUCAGCCACCAAUUCAAAUUCUUCAGACAAAGGAGCUGUAAGUUAUUUAGCACCAGAAACUUUGACAGACGGUGAUUACAACUCAAAAAGUGACAUUUGGUCCAUGGGAUGUAUCCUGUAUGAGUUAUGUACUCUGAAGUUAGCAUUUUCAGCAGAGACCACAAUCAAGCUCAUCCCCAAGAUACUGUGUGGUUCUUACCCGUCUCUCCCAGAGCGCUACUCACCUGAGCUUCGUGGACUUCUGAGUGACAUUUUCAGUAAAGACCCUAAGUUGAGACCAACAGCCAGAGAGAUUCUGGGAAGACCCUUUAUUAUCAGCCUUCUCUCAACAAAGAGCAAAGAAACUGUGAAGGAACUUCAGACCAACUUGGACAAGCUGAGAACUGUGGCAGACGGUUUGGAGCGAGUGCACCAGGGAACCACCAUUGGCAGUCUGACAGGGGGAGUGAUUGGUGCAGCGGGGGGGAUUACAUCCAUAGUGGGCCUGAUUUUGACUCCCUUCACUUUGGGAGCCUCCCUUGUGGUCACCGGGGUUGGUAUAGGGGUGGCAGCAGCUGGUGGGCUCACCGCUGGUGUCUCAAAUAUCACUAAUAUUGUUAACCAAUCCUCCGAUCGUAAAGCUGUCCGAAGGAUCAUUAAAGAGUUUGAGGAGAAAAUUGAAGCUGUGGUCAUGUGGGUCCAGGAGAUCAGUGAGGGUUUAGAGUUGCUCAGUACAAUAUGUGACUCAGCUGACUCUGAAGGAAGCAUUGUCAGCAAAGAAAUCUUGGCAAGGCUUGGCCUCAGAGCCGGGAGAGGCCUGGCUGGUGUUGCUGAACUGGUCAGAUUGAUUCAAGUGAUGAACAUUGGCAAGGUGGCAGCACAGACAGCCAGGGCAGUUCGUGUAGCAGAGGUAGCGGGAGGUGUGCUCGCUGGUUUAUUUGUGGCAGUAGAUGUCUUCUUCAUUGCCAUGGAUGCUAAGGAGAUCCACAACAUCAGACAGGCAAAGGCAGCAGAGGCAGCAAUCGCAACAGACCAAGCCUGCUCUGAGACAAUGCCUGAGAAUACACCACAGGUAUCAGAACCCAAGUCUGACAAAGCUGCACUGGUACCCAAUACUGAAAAAUCUACAACAGAGCAAAAGGCCCAGCCCACUUCAAAGGCUGAUACAGUCAAAUCUGAAAUCAUGAAAUUUGUCCUAUCAGUCAGGCAGACUGCAGAGGAAUUGCAGCAAGUCUUAGAUGACCUGGAAUUCAUCGUCUCAGGUAUUCCAUCACUACCAUCACCAGAAGGCUAGAGAGGCCUCCUGCACCUGGCAGAUCACAGGUUUCAUUUCAGCAAUAGCCAGCAUGCACCCUGUUGACUCUUUACUGCCUCUGGCUAUCCCUGUGCUCUGACACUUUGAGGGAAAUAUAUGCAUAUCUGAUCGUGGGUGCUUAUUUGCAUUAAAAUACAUGUUUAAGAAAACAACAUUUAAAGAUGGAUUUAAAGCUACACAAACUGAUUUCUGAUCACUAGAGGGUAUUGAGAGGUGAAACUCUGUUUGUUCAAGGUCAGUCAGUCCUGCAUCCAGGUACGCAGUAGAUCACCUAUCAUUUUUGGGAUGGAAAUGAGGGCUACAUUUCACAAAGCUCUUGUUGGAUUACUUGGAUUAUUUUGUGUUUGACCUCCAAUUUAAAAAAAAAUAAAAAAUAAAUGGUAAAGCCUUAAGCAACAAGGUAAGCUCUUUUGAAUGAACUUUUUCUGUCACUGCAGUGCUGAUUGCAGCAGCAGGCACUCGUGCGACUGAUCCGAAAUUUGGAUGUUUAUCUGCACGAUGUGUGGUUUCAGAGACUCUUUGAAUGAAGUUGAAGCAGUGAAGGAGUGGUGGGCAGAGGAGAGCCACAGUGAUGAUAAGGGACAUUUUACUGUAAAAAAUGCAUAUAAUAUUGUUCAAUGUAGCUUUAAGUCAAGAUGCAUAUUUCACAAUAAAUGUCUGAAUAAUGAAAUGUAAUGGAACUGUGUUAACCAACAAUGUAGUCAUUCUUAGUUAUCAUUCACAGUGAAUCAUUAUACAGUUAAUACCUUUCUGUAGUUAGCAUGUCAUGAAGUA